Cyprinodon tularosa is the source of this 3962-nucleotide messenger RNA. RefSeq names its product rhomboid 5 homolog 1b (Drosophila) (gene rhbdf1b). Gene Ontology annotation, molecular function: serine-type endopeptidase activity. Gene Ontology annotation, cellular component: endoplasmic reticulum membrane. Bases 754 to 3114 code for a protein of 786 amino acids. The record is from RefSeq and is a predicted model, not a curated record. Lineage: Eukaryota; Metazoa; Chordata; Actinopteri; Cyprinodontiformes; Cyprinodontidae. The transcript is spliced from 17 exons. Gene Ontology annotation, biological process: regulation of protein secretion; regulation of epidermal growth factor receptor signaling pathway.
CCACCAGGAGCUUUGUGUCUCUGCUGUUUCAGUACCUUUGUGUGUUUGUGUGCAAGUCCAGGCUUGUCUGAGUGCCCUCCUAAUGUCUACAGUGAUUCUUCUUGUCUCCGUCCCCUAAAGCUUCCGUUUCCUGUGGCGUGCCAGUGUCUUCGAAGAGAAGAACGUCUCUUUCCUCAUAAACAAGGAGAGAAUGACCUCACUGAUAGAGAUCUUUGGGGUUCUGGGUUGUUGGGGGUUUUCAGGCUGACGAGAACCAGACCUUCUGUCAUCUUCAUCCCAGAUGUCAGGUCCUUUUGGCUUGAAUUCUCAAGGAGACACUGGGACGUCCGCCAGCUGCUGACACAUGCACUCAGCCUUAUGGAAGACCCCGCUCUGAGCUCAUGACAACAGUAGAAGUUAGAUCCUCUUGUUCACUGUGCUCUCAGUGAUCCAGUUCAGCUGGAGGAGAUGUAGACGUUCCCUACAGAUCGCAGUAGAAGUUUAGAGCCGUCUGAACCAGGAGGAUCACCAUCACUUUUCAGCUUUUGACCAACCAGGAUCUCUGAAAUACAUGAGUUGGAUUUAACAGAUUCCGGAGGUGCUGAUACUUUAGGUUUUGUCUUAACUGAUGCACAACUGGCUCAGAUAUCAGGAUAUCCUUGAUGGAAGUGUGGGUGUGUCAUUUGUGAGGAUUUGUCAGGGUUUUAACUGGAUUACUGUGUUGGUGAUGCUGAUGGAGUCGACUCACCUCCGCAGGAACGGUACCUGUCAGGUAUGACCCACACCCUGAACCCGUUCUGGAGGUCUCAGGACAGGGGCACCGCUGACUGGUUCGGAGUGAGCAAGGACAGCGACAGCACCCAGAGAUGGAGGAGGAGGAGCCUGCAGCACUGCAGCCAGCUGUACGGGGGGCUGAAGGCCCAGGUGAUGAGGGAGAUGGAGCUGACCAGCCAGGACAAUCUGUCACUGGCCAGCACUGAGACCCCUCCCCCCCUCUACCUCCCACCCCACCACCCCGGUCACCAGCGUCACUGUGGGAUGCAGUGGAUCGUAGACCCUCUGGCCCGAGGCCGGGCCUUCCGCGUGGUGGAAGAGGUGGAUGGGCUCAGCGUGCCGCAGACUCCGCUCACACCGGGCACAGCGUCCCUCUGCUCCUUCUCCAGCUCCCGCUCUGCCCUCAACAGGUUGCCACGGCGACGGAAGCGGGAUUCGGUUGCCGUUAUGAGCAUCAAGGCUGCAGCAGCACUAAUGAGGGGUCGAACGUUAGGUGAGAACGCAGCUGGAAGGAGUCGCAGACGAAGCUUCAUGCCUCCCAGCGUCUUUGACGAGGACACAGAGGAUUUUCCAGAUGAGCUGGACACCUCGUUCUUCACCAGAGACAUUUUCCAGGAAGAAGUAUCCAGUUUUGCUGACGAUGUGUUUGAGACACCUUCUGAGGCGGACCUGAAACAGCUGGAUGAGAGCGUGCUCACAGGAAGUGCCCUGGAUAAGAACAAACUGGAGAGGACUCAUCUCAUGCUGCCUUUAGAGAGAGGGUGGAGGAAGGCGAAGGAUGGCUCUCUAGUCCAGCCUAAAGUGCGUCUGAAGCAGGAGGUGGUGAGUGCAAGCAGCCAAAAGCAGCGAGGACAGAGGAUUACAGUUCCUGUGAAGAAACUGUUUGCCCGGGAGAAGAGGCCGUACGGGCUGGGCAUGGUGGGUCGGCUCACCAACCGGACCUACCGCAAACGCCUAGACAGCUUCGUAAAACGGCAGAUUGAAGACAUGGACGACCACAGGCCUUUUUUUACCUACUGGAUCACAUUCGUCCACCUGCUUAUCACCGUCCUGGCUGUCUCUAUUUACGGUAUCGCUCCAAUAGGCUUCACCCAGCAUGAGACGGUGGACUCGGUGCUGAGAAAUAAAGGGGUUUAUGAAAACGUCAAGUUUGUGCAACAACAGAACUUCUGGGUGGGUCCAAGCUCUGAGGCGCUGAUCCACCUGGGGGCAAAGUUUUCCCCUUGCAUGCGUCAAGAUGAAGAGAUCCAAAAACUGAUCCAGGAGACAAAAGCAAGAGAGAGAGAAUCGGGCUGCUGUGUUCGAAACGAUCGCUCUGGUUGCCUGCAGACAUCACAGGAGGAGUGUUCAAGUACCCUGGCAGUAUGGGUAAAGUGGCCUCAACACCCCAGUGCUCCAUAUUUAAAUGGUAAACUACGCCAGAAUGGUUCAGUCUGCCAUCAGGAUCCCAGAAUUUGUCAGGAACCGGCCUCAGUUUUCCCUCAUGAGUGGUCAGAUGACAUCACAAGAUGGCCGAUCUGCACAAAGUUCAACUCUGGGAACCACACCAACCUCCCCCACAUAGACUGCAGCAUCACAGGCCGGCCCUGCUGCAUCGGGACUAAAGGACGAUGUGAAAUCACUUCCAGAGAGUACUGUGACUUUAUGCACGGAUAUUUUCAUGAGGAAGCUACACUCUGCUCACAGGUGGCCUGUAUGGAUGAUGUUUGUGGUUUGCUACCCUUCCUCAACCCAGAGGUCCCCGAUCAGUUCUCCAGGCUGUGGCUGUCUCUCUUUCUUCAUGCUGGCGUCCUGCAUUGCCUGGUGUCUGUGUUAUUCCAGAUGACCGUGCUGAGAGACCUGGAGAAGCUGGCUGGCUGGCUCAGGAUCUCCAUCAUCUACAUGUUAAGCGGCAUCACAGGCAACUUAGCCUCUGCUAUAUUCCUUCCCUACAGAGCAGAGGUGGGUCCUGCAGGCAGCCAGUUUGGCAUCCUGGCCUGUCUGUUUGUGGAGCUCUUUCAGAGCUGGCAGAUCCUGGAGCGCCCAUGGCGGGCGUUUGCUAAACUCUUUGCCAUCUCUGUCUUCUUCUUCUCCUUCGGUCUGCUUCCAUGGAUCGAUAACUUUGCCCACGUCUGCGGCUUUGUGUCAGGAUUCUUCCUGUCAUUUGCCUUCCUGCCAUACAUCAGCUUCGGACGCUCCGACAUGUACCGAAAGAGGGUCCAGAUCUGCGUUUUCCUGCUGAUCUUCCUGGGCCUGCUCUCCACCCUGGCCGUCCUUUUCUAUGUGUAUCCAGUAAAAUGUGACUGGUGCGAGUACCUCACCUGCAUCCCGGUCACAGACAAGUUCUGCGAAAAGUACGACUUGAACGCACACCUCCUCUGAGUUUCAGAACUGGAACCUCAGUUUUGGGAUGCCAGUGCAUUGAUGGAGUUAAAAAAAGAAAAUAAAGAGAGGGAACCCUUCCUCUGGAAUAAAGUCAUCAUUUUAGCUGAAUCUAUAGGUUCAGCAUUAAAAAAAAGAGGAAAUGAAUUUCCACCUGAACACAAGGAUCAAAAUAAAACUGAACCUUGACAGGCUGGAGGCAAACUGAAGGAGAAGUGUUUGAUUUCAUUUAGGAUGUACCUUCACAUCGCCCCCAAGUGGUCCGAUUGCUUAUUACAUAUGGAGAAGUCUCUGUAGACAAGAUGCAGAAAUGAUUAAAUGUGCCUUAAUUUCAUAACAUGGUCAGAUUCUUAGCAGUUUUUAGUUUAUUUUUAUUUAUUUGCCUAUGUGCAGGCUAUCAACUGUAUCACAUGAAGCUGUAGACAUCAUUUUUAAAGCACUGAAUGGAAACAAAAACUCUUUUAAUCCCACUUUUUCUCCAUGCAGCUCCUUUAUCACGCCUUACUGCUCUAAUUUAUUAUCAAACAUUAGCGUACGACAUGAUAUAUACAGUUAUUGUUUAGAAACGUAUCAUUCUAACUACCCCGCUCGGAGAUUCUUGUGUAAAAGAAUCCUGUAAAAUAUCAUCUUAGUGUUUAGUGACUGAAUCCUGAUUCGGUUACUUUGUUUCUCAGACUUUUCUACACUUUGUUCAUGAAUGGAUUCUGUUUUUAUAUCUAUCCUGAUGUAAAUAUUCCUCCUGUGAAUGAAGCACUCAAAGCUGAAAAACUGUGAAAAUUUGUUGAAGUUGUAAUGACUCUUCCUGUGUGAUGUUUUAUUAAAGAUUGUAGCGUUUUAGCUACACUGUA